AUGGCCGACACAAUACCCAACAACGGACCCGACGCGCUGGACGAGACCCUCACGCGACUCUCCAAGAAGCCCGGCGUCAAGGCCACAGUCAUCCUCGAUCGAGCCACGGGCGCGAUCCUGCGGACAAGCGGUCAGCUCUCCUCCUUCAACGCGGCGACGCUGGCGACAGGGCAGGGCUCGUUUUCUGGUGAGGGCGCCGCCGGGCAGCAGCAACAACAAAACGGCGAGGAACAACCGCAGGGCCUGGAGGAUUUUGCGGCGAAGGUCUGGAACUGGGUUAAUGCGUCGGGCACACUCGUGCUGGAUCUGGACACCGAGGUGAGAGGAAAAUAUCCCUUUGACUGCGGUGACGUGUUGAGGGCAUGGACCGAGCGCUGA
Colletotrichum spaethianum is the source of this 378-nucleotide messenger RNA. RefSeq lists its product as uncharacterized. The transcript is spliced from 2 exons. The record is from RefSeq and is a predicted model, not a curated record. NCBI's taxonomy places the organism in Eukaryota, Fungi, Ascomycota, Sordariomycetes, Glomerellales, Glomerellaceae. The coding region runs from base 1 to 378 and encodes 125 amino acids.